Stegastes partitus (bicolor damselfish) is the source of this 1390-nucleotide messenger RNA. Its product is annotated as gamma-glutamylaminecyclotransferase. Lineage: Eukaryota; Metazoa; Chordata; Actinopteri; Pomacentridae. The record is from RefSeq and is a predicted model, not a curated record. Gene Ontology annotation, molecular function: gamma-glutamylaminecyclotransferase activity. The transcript has 2 exons. Gene Ontology annotation, cellular component: cytosol.
CAUGCGUCAGAUGUCCCCGGCUGCAGCGGUCGGGAGGAUUCUGUGCUCCUCAGUCAAGGUGCGUUCGCCGUCCUCCAUCCUCAUGACUCACGUCUUCGUCUACGGCACCCUGAAGAAGGGCCAGCCCAACUACUUCCGCAUGCUGGACGCCGCCAACGGGAAGUCCGAGUUCCUUGGCUCGGCACUCACCGUCGAGAAGUUCCCACUGGUGAUCGCCGGCAAGUACGGCAUCCCCUUCAUGCUCAACAUCCCCGGCCAGGGCCACAGGGUCCACGGAGAGAUCUACAGAGUGGACGACCAGAUGCUGAAGUUCCUGGACGACUUCGAGAGCGUCCCCACCAUGUACCAGCGGGUCGGGGUCAAGCUGGAGGUCAAGGAGUGGGUGGGAGGUGGGGAGGCGGCGCCGUCGCCGGGGAGCAUCACCGAGGCGUUCGUGUACAACACGACGACCUAUCAGCCGGACUGGCCCUCGCUGCGGUGCUUCGACAGCUACGACGCGUUCGGAGAUCACGGCUUCAAGUACACGUACAGAGAGGAGCGAGACUGACGGAGCUCGCUGGGCUGGAGCUGUGAUCUACCUCCCAACAACGUUUACGGUGGAGCAUACAUCAAAACAAUCCUGGUUCCUGUAGCAUUCCUCAGCUCCAGUACAGAUCAGGGUGCAGAUUGUCUUUAUUUUUGACUUAAGAUCAACAAGGAAGUAUUAAAAUGAAUCUAGAGGGCUUUUUUUUAUUCGUGUAAAUCCCACAAAUAUGAGCUGUAUCGUUAAAAAUGUCCCUGUUUACUAGUUUAUGCUCAUCUCAGAGGCAUAUAUCUGUGAUUACACCACCAAAAUGUCCCCGUUUACUAGUUUAUGCUCAUGUUAGAGGCAUAUAUCUGUGAUUACCCCACCAAAAUGUUCCUGUUUACUAGUUUAUGCUCAUGUCAGAGGCAUAUAUCUGUGUUUACACCACCAAAAUGUCCCCGUUUACUAGUUUAUGCUAAUCUCAGAGGCAUAUAUCCGUGUUUACACCACCUGUGUGACAGCUAAACAUUAAUAAGUGGAGUUUUGGUGCUUGCUGUAGUGUUUAAAUGAAGGAGGAGGCUUUUAUUUUGAAAAACGGCUCCAAUUCUACUCCGUGAUGCAAUAACCCUCCCACUGUUUUUUUAUUUUAAAUCUCAAAAUAUGAAUUAUGACAAUCACUUCAUGCACACAUGAAGACAGACAUAAAGGGUUUUCCUUCUGUUUCUGGUUGAAUUUUGUCAUUGAAUCGUCUGCAGCCUUGAACUGAGGUUGUUUCUGUUGUUCAUACCUGUGAGUGUGACUUUUUGCUGGACACAAAUGGAGAGACGUGGCUCUGAGCAAAGCAUUCCAGAUGAAUAAAACAAAAUAAAAGCUUGUUGAAGUUUC